ACAUUACACCCGGACGACUUAAUUUUAUCGUUUCUUGUGCGAAUUCGCCUACGUGAGAAUUUAUUAAGCGUCCCAAUACGGCUGUUGACUAAGGUAUCGCGAUGUUUCUAGACAGAUACAACAUGUCACCACUUCCGAUUACUACGUGAUUGCAGUCAAUAAAUCUUCAAAGCUCGAUAAAAGCAGCUGCAGCGCGGCAGGAUUCAAUACUUUGAAAAGUGACAGCGCAAGAAGCGGAUCCUCGGAAAACGUACGAGAAGAUACGUUGUUCAGUGCAUAGAAGUGCAAAUAAUCGUGGACGUUAACAGUGUGGACACAUUUGUUGUAGUGUAAAAUUGUGUUUUGGUAUUAAUUGAUAUUGUAUUAAAUACGAAAAUGCCUGAAGACGUAACAAUGGCUGAUACCGGCGAAGUGGAAACUUUCGCCUUUCAAGCCGAAAUUGCACAGUUGAUGAGCUUAAUCAUCAACACUUUUUAUUCCAACAAAGAAAUUUUUAUUCGAGAAUUAAUCUCAAAUGCAUCUGAUGCUUUGGAUAAAAUUCGUUAUGAGUCUCUUACUGAUCCAUCAAAGCUUGACACAUGCAAAGAAUUAUUUAUUAAAAUCAUUCCUAAUAAGAAUGAUCGUACUUUGACUAUUUUAGACUCUGGCAUUGGUAUGACUAAAGCUGAUCUUGUAAACAACCUGGGCACUAUUGCUAAAUCUGGCACAAAAGCAUUUAUGGAAGCGCUCCAAGCUGGUGCAGAUAUUUCUAUGAUUGGUCAAUUUGGCGUGGGUUUCUAUUCUGCUUAUUUGGUAGCUGAUAAAGUUGUUGUCAUCUCAAAGAACAAUGAUGAUGAGCAGUAUUUGUGGGAAUCUUCUGCUGGUGGUUCAUUCACUGUCCGUCCAGACAAUGGUGAACCAAUUGGAAGGGGCACAAAGAUCAUCUUGCACAUUAAGGAAGAUCAGACAGAAUACUUAGAAGAAUCAAAGAUUAAGGAAGUUGUGAAAAAGCACUCGCAGUUUAUCGGUUAUCCAAUCAAACUUGUUGUUGAAAAAGAAAGAGACAAAGAAUUAAGCGACGAUGAAGAAGAAGAACAACCCGAAAAGGAAGAAGGAAAGACAGAUGAGGACAAACUCCAAAUUGAGGAAGUUGGAGAAGAUGACGAUGAAGAUAAACCGAAGGAUGAGAAAAAGAAGAAAAAGAAGACAAUUAAAGAAAAGUAUACAGAAGAUGAAGAACUCAAUAAGACAAAACCAAUUUGGACAAGAAACCCAGAUGAUAUUACACAAGAAGAAUACGGUGAUUUUUACAAGAGCUUGACCAAUGACUGGGAUGAUCAUUUAGCUGUUAAACAUUUCUCUGUAGAAGGGCAAUUGGAAUUUCGUGCAUUGCUUUUUAUUCCAAGGCGUGCUCCAUUUGAUCUUUUUGAAAGCAAGAAGAGAUUGAACAAUAUCAAGUUGUAUGUGCGAAGAGUAUUCAUUAUGGACAAUUGUGAAGACCUUAUUCCAGAAUAUCUUAACUUCAUUAAGGGUGUUGUAGAUAGUGAAGACCUUCCAUUGAAUAUUUCUCGUGAAAUGUUACAACAAAAUAAAAUACUUAAAGUUAUCAGAAAGAAUCUUGUUAAGAAAUGCUUGGAACUUUUUGAAGAACUGGCUGAGGAUAAAGAAAAUUACAAGAAAUGUUAUGAACAAUUUAGCAAGAAUUUGAAAUUAGGUAUUCACGAAGAUAGUCAGAAUAGGAAGAAGCUUGCAGAGUUGCUUAGGUAUCGUACUUCUGCUUCUGGAGAUGAAAUGUGUUCGCUAAAGGAUUAUGUUGGUAGAAUGAAAGAAAAUCAAAAACACAUCUACUACAUUACUGGUGAAAGCAAAGAGCAAGUAGCAAACAGUUCGUUUGUAGAGAGGGUUAAAAAGCGUGGUUUCGAAGUAGUGUACAUGACAGAACCAAUUGAUGAAUAUGUUGUACAACAGUUGAAAGAAUUUGAUGGCAAACAGCUGGUUUCUGUAACAAAAGAAGGUUUGGAGCUUCCGGAAGAUGAGGAGGAGAAGAAGAAACGUGAAGAAGAUAAAGCUAAAUUCGAAAAUCUAUGUAAAGUUAUGAAAGACAUUUUAGAUAAGAAGGUUGAAAAGGUUGUUAUAUCUAAUAGGUUAGUCGAUUCUCCAUGUUGUAUCGUUACUUCACAAUAUGGAUGGACAGCAAACAUGGAGAGGAUCAUGAAAGCUCAAGCACUUAAAGACACAUCGACUAUGGGAUAUAUGGCUGCUAAAAAACACUUGGAAAUCAACCCUGACCAUCCAAUUAUGGAGAAUUUGAGACAAAAGGUUGAAGUAGACAAGCAUGAUAAAUCUAUGAAAGAUCUUGUUAUGCUUCUAUUUGAAACAGCACUAUUGUCUUCUGGCUUUGCAUUAGAAGACCCACAAAUACAUGCAUCCAGAAUAUACAGGAUGAUCAAGCUUGGUCUUGGCCUUGAUGAUGGUGAUACAGUAAAUGUAGAAACUGAGAAAAUGGAUACAGAAGUUCCUCCUGUAGAAGAUGAAACGCAAGAAGGUUCUAGAAUGGAAGAAGUAGAUUAAGAUUGUCAUUUAAAAUUACUGAACUAAAUCCAAAGACUUAUAGAAUGUAGAAAGACUGUUACAAAUUAUUUCUACUUAAGUAUUAAAUAAUUCAUCAUUUUUUCUUUUUCAUGUGACAGAAUUAAGUGUUAUGCUUAUUGUUAUAUAUGACAAAAUUGCUAUAUUUAUUUGACAUAAUUUAUAAGCAUAAAAGAGCAGUUUCAAGUGUGAGAUACUGCCCUUCAAGUUGAAGCCUGCCACUUGAUUCUGUCCCAAAAUCUCUGUUACAUCAUUUUUACGAGAUUACAGUGUAAUUUUUAUUUAUUUUUUACUGAUUAUAUUUGUUUUUGUCUCACGCUGUCACCAUUCCAUUGUGAAAUCAUUGCAUAGUCUACUAAUUAAAAUUGUAAACAAUUGCGUGCGAAAUAAAGAAACUACCUUACAGAUUUAAA
Messenger RNA from Nomia melanderi (Alkali bee), 2981 nucleotides. RefSeq names its product heat shock protein 90 (gene Hsp90). The record is from RefSeq and is a predicted model, not a curated record. Gene Ontology annotation, molecular function: ATP-dependent protein folding chaperone; ATP binding; ATP hydrolysis activity. NCBI's taxonomy places the organism in Eukaryota, Metazoa, Arthropoda, Insecta, Hymenoptera, Halictidae. Gene Ontology annotation, biological process: protein folding.